ACUACACUUUAGUCACACUUAUCCAGCUCAGUCUGUUUCACCACUUACCAGCAUAAAACAAUUAAAACUCUUGAGCAGAGACUCAGAAACUUGAAUUCCCCUUCUCUUUGGAGAUAAUUCUUCAAGUAGGGCUAUAUAAGUUGUGGCAUAAUGUUACAAUUUGCCCUGUUACAGUAGCUCUAUUUUAUUUCAAUUUACUUGUACACAUAAGAUAACAGAGUGAACGUGUUUAAAAAAGUAGCAAGACACAUGGUAUGCCCUAUAAAGUAUCACCGAACUAUGAUAAUUACACCCAACAUGAAAAGCUAACUGAGAUUAGGAAGAGAAGAAACGUUGUGGUGUAUGAAAGAUCUCCUGAAAACUACAACAACACAACCCUGUUUUUCUACCAUGGAGCGGGAGGAACAUACAAGCAAUUUAAAAGUCAGAUAUCCCACCUACUGAGGCUUGGUUACCGAGUGGUCACAUGUGACAUGUUCGCUCAUGGCAAGAGCAAGUGCCCAGCACGUCCGGAGAAUUACAUGUUCACGUUUGAGCAGUACUGCUAUGAUGCUUUGAGGCUGUUUGACAGAUACAGUGUGAAUAAUCAUAAUGUUCUGAUUGGACACUCGUAUGGUACUAGUUUGUGUACUCUAGUGUACAACGAGCGACAAAGCAAGGUGAAGAAGCUGAUCCUGAUAAGCGGAGGAGGACCUUUUGCUCUAGCUCCCGAAGACUUCUCUCUGUUUUCUCUACCUGCCUCUCUGCUCUCUUGCUUUAAACCUCUCAUAUUAAAAGUUUUCAAGGAGGUUUGUUUCCACUCGCCAGUAAAGAAGUCGUCAGUUCCCAACUCGGAGCUACUAAGUAUAGAAAUAGGAAACUUACAGCAAGUGAUGAGAGGACAGAAGUGGGACGAGGGAGAUGAGGCGUACCACGCUCUAAUAAACUGUCCAGUCCUGCUGCUGGUGGGGCGGCAUGACAAGUUUAUACCGCUGGCAGAUGAGAUGACCAUGAACCUUGUUAUAUCACAGUCGGUGCUUCAUGUUUUAGAAGGUGGACAUAUGCUACCAAUUGACUGUUCUGAUGAAGUCAAUGACAUCAUCACUUCGUUUCUUAUCAAUGAUCUUGAUGUUCAUUCCAAGUUGCACGAGAAUACUAUUUUUAAGAAGCCACAAGAAGAAGUGACAUGACAAACAGCGAGGAGUCAAGAAAGUCGUCUGUCUUGGAUGGGUAACGCUUAACAUGUUGGAAAUUGUCGAGGAUAGAUCGGAUUAUGGCUGCUUCACAUGCAAGAUCGCUUCAUUUGCCGCCAAAGAUAAUCAAUCGACGAACACUGAAGAAAUAGUUGCU
Molecule: messenger RNA, 1329 nt
Organism: Bolinopsis microptera
Lineage: Eukaryota; Metazoa; Ctenophora; Tentaculata; Lobata; Bolinopsidae
Product: protein ABHD8-like
Exons: 6
Coding region: 255-1169 (304 amino acids)
Source: RefSeq, a predicted model, not a curated record